This is a messenger RNA of Cydia pomonella (codling moth), 5063 nucleotides long. Its product is annotated as transmembrane protein 127-like. The coding region runs from base 198 to 1055 and encodes 285 amino acids. Gene Ontology annotation, cellular component: membrane. The record is from RefSeq and is a predicted model, not a curated record. Lineage: Eukaryota; Metazoa; Arthropoda; Insecta; Lepidoptera; Tortricidae. Gene Ontology annotation, biological process: negative regulation of cell population proliferation; negative regulation of TOR signaling. The transcript is spliced from 5 exons.
CGUAAGCUAAGCUGGCUAAACGUCAAAUGUGAAGUGUAGUAUAGUGUACGUGAUUACUUGUGUCGUUUCUUUUCCCUAUCGACGACAGCAUACAAAAUCAUGUUUAUUUAUGUAAUAGUUAAUCACAUCUAGUUUAGAGUUCUUGUAUUAGUUUUUCCGACAAAUAUCUGUCGUUUUAUGGGUGUUGGUGCAUCAACAUGGGCUGUUUAGCUUGGAUUCGAGGCUUAAAAAUAACCCUUCCAUUCAAAGACAAAGAGCUAAACAAAAUAGCAGCAUUCUUCAAUGUGACUACUUUCCUCCUAACCUGCGCUGCCCUGGUGCAGCCCAGCUGGUUCAGGAUAAAGGGGCUGCAUUGCACGCAGAGCCUGUCGCUGUCUCAGUUUUUCUCAUUUGACGAAGAUGAUGACUAUGAUGAUCAGAUUAACUUGGAUCAGGGGAGAGACUUUGAUUUGAAGAGGGAUUAUCCUGGUCUACCACCAUGUACAACACCAGAGACCAUUACACUCAUGAGAGUACUCAUCCUAUUAUGUUUCAUGGUGCUACUUUGUUCCUCAAUUGGAAUCCUUAUAAACAUAACUAGCUUAAACAGCAAAGCAAUCAAGAUGCUCCGAAGGAAUGCCAUCCCAAGCAUAAUGUGUGUCUUCUGGGUGAUAGCUAUUGUUGGUGUGUGCUAUUACACCACUGUGGUACUGGGGAAUAACUAUGAUUCUAAUGCAAUACAGGUGGAUUAUGAAUAUGGUUUCUACACGAUUACUGGUGCUGGUGCUCUAGCAUUGCUAGCAUCCGCCGCUAACCUUUGGGGGGCGCCACUCUCCAGCGACGAGGAUAUCCAGCGGCGAAACCUCAUGGAGGACUGGGACGGCUACGAGGCUCACAGCGUGGGCCCGACCCCGUGCGUGCCGGCGCUGCCGCCGUACUCGCCGAGCGCGGAGGCGGCGGCGGGCUACGCGGCGUCGGCGCUGCCGGUGUACGCGCCGCCCGUGCUCGGCGCGCAGCAGUACUUCCCCUUCGACGACCUUUCUAUACUACCGCCGCCUCCGCCUUAUACCCCUUAAGGUUUUUCAUUCAUUUGUCCUAUUACUAUAUGAUGUAGUUUUGUUUCGCGUUCUUUAAGUAGAAAAUGCCGCAGUUAAAUAAUUAAUGACAAAGUUAUACCUAUUAUGAAAAGUAUCCAGAAUCGCACCUCCAUUAUUUACUAAUCUGGGGCAAUGGCUACAACAAAAUUGGCAGUUCUAGCCCUGCCCCAAGUAACAUGCGGUAAUAGUUCAUUAUUCUAAAUACAAAUGUAGAUUUAUAAUUAUUUUAUUUAGCUAUAUACUUUUGAAAUGUUUAUGUUUAUACGCCAUACGAUAAAAAAAAAAAAUUCUAAAUACAAAAUCAACAUCAAGUAGGCAACAUUUUCAUGUCAGUAUUUGUGUUUUAGUAGUCUAGUUCUAAAUAUGGUAAUGGUAAUUGGAUUUCAACCAUUUUUUGUGAUUUUUCUUUGUCUCUUCGCUUCGAUAGUCGGUCGUAGUUACCACGCCAAGAUUUGUUUUGUCCGUUGAUCGCGAUAGAAAGACACAUCGCGUCAGCGCUUUCGCACUACGGCUUUUACUACUAUUGGUGUGAUAGAGGGAAUGCACGAUCUUUCCUCUCGUUUUUAGCGCAGACUUAGCUUAGCGUAUAAAAUACAUAAAUGACAAAGUUUGACGCCCAAAUACUACCGAUUGAUUAAUUUUAUUUUGUAUAAUAAUAACCCAUUGGUAUUUUAUUUCUGUAGUUAAGCUUAACGUAUAAUUCAAAUAGUGUAUUCAAUAGUACUGUAGUGUUUUUAGUUUCAUAAUAUAGUACAAUAAAUAAAUUCAGUGUUCCGAUCUCGAAUGUAUGGGAGUCUCUUCUGAUAUCAAUAACUUCGAAACUAAACUGACUACUCACGCCAUACAACUUGAUGUAGGUUAUUGAAAAAUGAAUAAGCGUGAAGUUAUACUAUGAAAGUAAUUGUUAUUUACGUGUAGAAAGCAUAAUGUUCUCUUUUGUAUAUGUGGUUGUGAGUUUAUUAACACUGUUCACUUCAAAAUAUGUGAUUUGCCAUUUUAGUGCCUAUUCAUGUCGUACUUCUCAAAAUGCUUUAAAAUGAUAUUUAAAAAUAUUAAAAAAUUCGGUUUGUUGUGUACAUAUAGCUAUAUAGUUUAAACCUAUAAUAGUAUAUUUAUUAGUGUAAGUCAUGGACGAAAUAUAAAAGCAUUUUUCUUAAACUAAUAUUAACUAAGUAUAUAUUAAAUAAGUAUUAAUUACGUUAGUAUGGUAUCAUUAUCAUCACAGUAUUUAUUUAAGUAAGUUAUUUUAUACUUAUACUGAAACUUCUUUAUAUUACAAUUGCCCAGUGGCCUGAAAUGUUAUAAUUUAUAGCAUCAAUUGUUCUCUGAAAUAUUUAAAUAUGAAACCUUUCGAGGCCUUUAAACUGGAUCCUCAAAUGGCAAUAAGCAAUAACUAUGCCUGUAGGAAUUGCCUAUCAAUAAGUACAUAGGUAACGGAAAAUUAAAACUUUUGUAGGAGCAAUGAAAAUGUUAUUCUAAGAUGUUUUGUAAACUUCAUUUCAAUUCUCUUCAUUUAUGAACACAGACAUCGGAUUAUGAAGCGUUUACGAAGAGUACUAGGUCACCACACAUAGGUUCAAUUUUACUUGUAAAAUGCUACGAAUCGAGCAGCAUAACUGUGUUGUAUUCUACACCAUUUUAUACUUAAAACCCUAAUAGGUUACCCAGGUAUACUCCUAAAACUGAUUUUUGUUAAUAUUUUUAACUUAGGGUGGUAUUGGACAGGUGCAAACACCACUUACACAAGUAAUGGUCGUAAUUGUGGGCGCAACUGAAAUAAGCGGCCGCGCUCCCAAACUAAAUAUGCGCGGGAGCGUUUUUGAUCUCGGUGUCUUAUGUGCUCUGUCUAGCUGGUUGAGGUGGUCUGUGUUAUAGUUACUUUUUUUAUAUAUCUAGUAUAUACUAGACUACUAACUUACUAUAUAGCAAGUUCAGAAUAUGUCAAAUGUGACGAGCGAAAGUAGGUAAAUCAAUCCAUCUAGGUUUGCGUUUGAAAACCACCGAUCUGAUGUGAUCAUGUUAGAUCACGAACGGUCAACUGCAAAGAAAGUCUCUUCUGCUUCUGCUUUUUACAUACUGGACUUUUGCUGGCUACAAUUUCCAUACUUAUUCGUAGAUUUGCAGACGCAAAGCUAAGGUGAUUAAUUUCUCUCGAUUCACUGCCUCUCUGGAGCACUAACAUGUAUACCUAAUGUGUAUUUCUUUAGCACUGUCCCCAAACGGCUUAAUGAAUUUUAGGCAGCUAUCUGACCGCCGACGAUUAGCGGUAGUUAGUAUCGGUUUUACCGAUAUACUGAAAAUUUAACGAUUAACAAACUCAUACGCCAUGUACUUCUCUUGAACGUUAAAAAUAAUCGAAAGCUAUUCGUUUUCUCGCCGCUGGUCGGACUUGUGCCUAAAUUUCUGAACUUUCGACUUUAUAUUUGUUCUAGUUGCGGAAGGGCUAAGUCGUAACAUUUCAAAUAUUUUGUUCUUACUUAGGUACCUACUGUACGAAAAUUUAUAAAUGAAUAAUAUUAAUAGCAGUAUCUAUAGGUCUCGCCAUUUAAGGUAACAUUCGUAUGUCAACUACAAUUGCAUUACUGCUGCGACAUUACUGCGGCGGCGUUGAGGCCGUCAAGUCAAUUUCCUUGAUAAAAUGAGUCACGGAAUCGAUAAGUCAGCAAUACUUAGCUAAUACUAGUUUAGCACCUUUGCAUACAAACUGCGAUGCUCGGGGGGGGGGGAACUUGUCUCAGCAGCUGACCGUACCUAAUAAUCGCGGCAGCGAAUAUCACCCAUUUUAUCAAGGAAUUGACAUGUACAGCUGCAUCUACAUUAACGCCGCAUCAGUUAUGUCGCAACAGUAAUGCAGCUGCAGUUGACAUCCAAAUGUCACCUAUAGUCGGCGGCCACGAUAUGCAUCCAAUGUCAAGACCGCCUUAGUGUAAUUUUUAGGGUUCCAUCCCAAAGGGUCAAACGGGACCCUAUUACUGAGACUCCGCUGGCCGUCCGUCCGUCUGUCACCAUGCUGUAUCUCUUGAACCGUGAUAGUUAGCCAGUUGAAAUUUCUACAGAUUAUGUAUUUCUGUUGCGCUAUAACAACGAAUACUAAAAACAGAAUAAAAUAAAUAUUUCUUUCCAAUCUCGAGGUUCUUCAUCCAAUCACCGAAGUUAAGCAACGUCGGGCGGGGUCAGUACUUGGAUGGGUGACCGUUUUUAUAGAUAAUGGUGUGGAACACUUCCUGUGCGAGUCCGACUCGCACUUGGCCGGUUUUUAAUUAUCUAUACUCUUAAACCUGUGUGUGUAGUUGCGCUAUGGCUCUCUAAAUGGAGACUUAUACAUCAACUCUUAGCAAGACCUGUAUUUUCUACUGACAUGUGCUUUAUCAGUGACUAAGUAAAAUAUUACAUGAACUUUACUCUGUUAAAUAUCUACUAGUUUCACAGUUAACAGUACAGUUACAUAAUAUUCAAGUGAUUUUUGUCAAAGAGCUUGUAGAAUAAGAACUUGUCUGACAUUUUUGUAAUCUCAAUACAUUAAAUGUUUUGGAGCACUGUAAAUCAAUCUCUUUUCUUAUUAGGGGUUUAUUAUUACAAUACAUAUGUUUUCAUGUGAGUUUUUAAUUUAUUCUUAAGGCCAAUUGCACGUUCCAGGGUUAGCCAACUAACUUGGAUUUAACUGUUUAUACAGUGCAGUUUAACCCUGUAUAAAUGGUUAACAAAUAAAUGACCAUAGUAAGUAAUAACAAUAUUUCAACUAGUGAUGAAAUAACAAUGUGUAAUGUUGUAGUGCUGAUAGUGUUUGCCGUAAUAUUCCAUGUUACCAAAAAUAUAAAAUUGUUGUUAGUUUAAUUGAUUGUUAAUGUAUGUAUAGAUUUCUUUUAGGUGUAAGAUAUAGUUAUUCCUGAUUGAAAAAUUGGGAAGUUUAUUUUUACAUAUAAAACAAGAGUACGAUUUUAUUUUUGUGUAAGACCAAUAUGCAAUAAUACAUAUCUAUAUAAGAAA